This is a messenger RNA of Daucus carota subsp. sativus, 504 nucleotides long. RefSeq lists its product as uncharacterized. The record is from RefSeq and is a predicted model, not a curated record. The transcript has a single exon. Bases 1 to 504 code for a protein of 167 amino acids. Lineage: Eukaryota; Viridiplantae; Streptophyta; Magnoliopsida; Apiales; Apiaceae.
AUGUUUACCAUCAAAGAUCUGGGGAAGGCUCGUUAUUUCCUUGGUAUUGAAAUAAAUUAUCUUCCUUCUAGUUUUAUGAUGAGCCAAAGAAAGUUUUCAAAGGACCUUCUUGUCACCUCAGGCCUUGAGCUCACCAAAAAUGUUGUUACACCACUACCUGUAAACCUCAGGCUCAAUAGUUCAGAUGGUGACCUCCUUCCUAAUCCAGAGUUUUAUCGUUCCCUUGUGGGGAAGCUCAACUACUUAACAAACACACGACCUGACCUUGCUUUUACUGUCCAAAGCUUAAGUCAGUUCAUGAAUGCCCCACGUACUCCACACCCAGCAGCACUGCAUCAUACUUUACGAUAUGUUGCUCACACUGUUAACCAGGGUAUUUUGUUAAAUUCUUCUAAUGAGCUUAAGCUCCAAGCGUUUUCAGAUGCUGAUUGGGCGUCCUGUCCAGAAUCCAGGCGUUCCAUCACAGGCUAUAUUCUUCUACUUGGUAACUCUUCUAUUACUUGA